Molecule: messenger RNA, 5438 nt
Organism: Scleropages formosus (Asian bonytongue)
Lineage: Eukaryota; Metazoa; Chordata; Actinopteri; Osteoglossiformes; Osteoglossidae
Product: protein bicaudal D homolog 2
Exons: 10
Coding region: 154-2754 (866 amino acids)
Biological process (GO): regulation of microtubule cytoskeleton organization; protein localization to organelle; microtubule anchoring at microtubule organizing center
Cellular component (GO): cytosol; Golgi apparatus
Molecular function (GO): dynactin binding; dynein complex binding; cytoskeletal adaptor activity
Source: RefSeq, a predicted model, not a curated record
UUCGCCUUCUUCCUGGACACGCCGUUCGCGCUGAAUCGCCGAGUCUUCGGAAUCGGCGUUUAAAGUCCGACGCGUGGAGGAUGGCCGACGGAGAGCCGAAGUGACGCUUGCGCUCAUCGGCAGCGGUCCGGCUGGGCCAGCGGGGGUGCCGCCAUGCUGGACGAGGGGGAAGACGGCGACGGGGCCCUGCGAGCCGAAGUGGAGCGGCUGAGUCUGGAGCUGCAAGAGGCCAACGAGGAGAAGCUGCAGGCGGCGCGCUAUGGCCUCGCAGUGCUGGAGGAGAACGCUGCACUGAAGCUCGGGCACGGCCAGCUGGAGGAGGAGCACGAGAGCCUGAAGCAGGAGCUUCAGCAGCUCAAAGAGGCACUGGCCGACUCCGUGAGCAGCCACAAACGCGCAGCGGCUGACGGGGAGAGCCGGGAAGAGAGCUUGCUGCAGGAGACCGCCAACAAGGAGGCGGCCAUGGCCCUGCGGAUGGAGGAGGUGACGGCAGAGCUGCGGCAGACGCGUAACUGGCUGGCCAACGUGCAAGCAGAGAGCGAGAGGCUGGGGGUGCUCUCCAGCCAGCUGAAGAAGGAGUGCGAGUGUCUGGAAGCAGAGAAAAGGCACCUCCGGGAGGAGAUGAAAGAGUACAAGUUCCGGGAGAUGCGGCAGCUGCAGGACAACAGCGAGCUGGAGGAAGAGAACAUCACGUUGCAAAAGCAGGUCUCCGUGCUGAAGGAGAACCAGGUGGAGUUUGAGACACUGAAGCUGGAACUGACCCACAAGCAGGAGGAGGAGGAACUCCUCAAAGCUCAGCUGGAGGAGGCAGCCCGUCUGAGAGAGAUCGCAGAACGUCAGCUGGACGAGGCCCUGGGCGCCCUCAAGGAGGAGAGGGAGCAGAAGAAUAGCCUGCGUAGGGAGCUCUCAAGUCUGGCUCUCCACCCCUAUGACAGCACCGGUGGCCUGGAGCUCCACCUCGAUCACUUGGAGGAUGCCGUGGACGGGGUCGAGCAGGAGGAUCAGGAUGCUAGCGGGUCUCCCACCACCUCUGGGAUCAAUGGACACCUGCCGUGCGCGGCCCCCCACGGCGGCGAGGACGUCCUGCGAGCUCCAGCCCCAGGCCUGGUGUCGGAUCUGCUCAGUGAGCUGCAUCUCUCUGACACCCAGAAGCUCAAACAGCAACUUCUGCAGGCAGAGAGGGACAAGUCAGCUUUGUCCAGCGCUGUACAGGAUUUGCAGACACAGCUGGCAAUCUCCAGAGGAGCCUUGGCUGAGCAGCAGGGCAAGCCGAGUAGGAUUUCUCAACAUGCGGAGACCCCGCAAGGCUGCGAGAAUAUAAAGGACGGCACCGGCGGACACGGCGACACGGGCAGCCAAGAAGAACAGGUGACUGAGGACAAUGGAGCUGAGAGUGGCUUGGAGCUGGACAUCAGCACAGAGAUCCUAGAGGGUCGAAUGCAAGCGGCCAGCGUGGAACUUCUGCAGUUACGGGAGGAGGUGAAGAAGGCAGAGGCCCGGUGCACCACUCUGGAGGACCGAUACCGCCAGGAGAAGGAGCGAUGGAGGGCAGAGGCCCAGGAGCUGGCGGAAAAGAUCCGCCAGUGUAUCCGAUCGAGCCGGCAGGACCAGGAGCGCAUUUUCGAGCUCGAGAAGGAGAUUGGGGCCACCCGGAAGGUGGCCACUGACUCCGAGGGCCACCUCACCGUAGCACAGGAGGAGCUGCUUGCCUUCUCCGAAGAGCUAGCCAACCUCUACCACCACAUCUGCGUUUGUAGCAAUCUCACGCCCAGCCGCGUCACUCUGGACUACUACCGUGAGGGGGCCAGGUUUGGGAGUCGCCCUCACCACCAACGUCACCAUGGACCCCUGCGCCAGCGCCGCUCUGCUGAUCCCUACGGCAAGGUGCUCUACAGCCCGGAAGUUGACAGCGGGGCCAGCGGCGACACCUCGCUUGUCGGUUCCGGACCUGGCAGUUGCCCUGGAUCCCCUACUCUGGACUUCCGGGACCCAACCAACGUGCGCAAUUUGGUGGCUGUCAUCCGCUGCCAAAUUAAACACCUGCAGGUGGCUUUUGACCUGUGCCGCCAGCGGGGAUCUUUGCCAGCUUCAUCUGUGAGGGGAGAUCCUGAGACGGAGCGGGAUACCGAGGCUCUCCUGGAAGAGAUGCUGAAGCUCAAGUCUCUGCUCAGCACCAAAAGGGAGCAGAUCGCCACUCUCAGAACUGUUCUGAAGGCCAUUAAGCAGACAGCGGAAGUAGCCUCGAAUAACCUUAAGACCAAGUACGAGACCGAGAAGAGCAUGGUGUCGGAGACCAUGGUGAAGCUGAGGAACGAACUUAAAGCCCUCAAGGAGGAUGCUGCUACUUUCUCCUCUCUCCGAGUCUUGUUCGCCAGCAGAUGUGACCAGUACGAUAUACAGCUGGAUGAGAUGCAGAGGCAGCUGGCAGCAGCAGAGGAUGAGAAGAAGACACUGAACUCAUUGCUGCGCAUGGCCAUCCAGCAGAAGCUGGCGCUGACACAGCGGCUGGAAGACCUGGAGACUCCCUACUGCACCCACAGCAACACCAGCAGCCCCCACCGCUCCCGGGCCAAGCAGUUGGGCACCGUCAAGUCUGGCAGGGCCCCCAGGAGCCCCCGUGGAAGUCCUGUUCGGCCCCUGAGGAACAGCCCCAUGUCCAGUCCUGUGAGGACCUCGGGUGGUCAGCCUGGGGGUCUAGGCAGCAGCGGUCACUUUCGAGCGCUCUCCCGGAGUCUGCAUUCUAGUCCGAGAUAAAGAGAAAGCUGCUUGCAUUCAAGUUACCAUAGACUUGAAUGUGCUCGGUCACGAUGACUUCACGAAAUGCCUUCUUGCCAAUAUCGGGACACCUUGUUCCUCUUGGUUCCGACGGUUUGGUCACCGAAGAAGUUGAAGAAAUUAGCAGCUUCUUCAGCCAACAAUGAAAACUCCAUUUCACACUGGCAUAUAGUUAAAAAUAAUCUUUUUCAAUAUCCUUUUAAAUCCAGUAGAUAAUUGAUGGCAGAUACAUUCUGACAUUUUACAUUCAGGGAUGCUUGGAGUUGCCAGCUGUGCCUUCAGUAGAAUCUCAGUUCUGUUUUAUUUAUAAUGCUAGUAAAAUAAUUAGGGUCCAAAGAACUGCUCUAAAUGUAUGUAAACCUCAGGAUGUGUAAAUUGCAUUUUUUUUUGAGUAAAGUAGCACGUGUGUCAAUGUAAUUGAAAGUAUUUGACAUAGUUGAUGGGUUUUCAUUAAUGUUGCUGAUGGUUCCUUACAGGGCAGGUCUUCACGUUCUAAACGUCACUCUUGGUUCGCAUCAGUGCUCUGAUUCCCUGGCUGAGUGCUUCUUCCUUGGGUAUCUGCUGUAGUUAGGAGUACAUCAUGACAAUUUUUAGUUCUGUUCUCUUACGUCUUCAGAAAAAUUCUUAUGAGCACUUUAAAAUCCCUACAGAUACUCCAGGCACCUUUUUGAGCUACGGAUAUGAUAUGCAUUUCCUCGUUCUGUGGUCUGAGGCCAAGGCUAAUUUUUAAAAGCAGCAGCCUGGGUGCCUCCAGUAACAAGACUACAUUCGCUCUUUCCAGAGGACCACAUAUCACAGGCCUCAGCAUCCCGACUGCAAGCUAGUACUGAAAUGUGUCGUUCCAGCCCUCACUGCUUAUGCAGACUGGAGGAGGAUGAGGUUGGGUAUUUACCCCUCUCUUAAAGGAAGGUCCACGCUGGCAGUCUCACAGGGCUAAAGGUUAGAUAGGCUCAGCGAGGUACUGUACAUGUGGUAAAAUGUGGCCGUGACCACAUCCAGUGAGCCCUCAGUAGCACCUCUUGUUUCAGUGUUUGGGUGGAAGCUGUUCAGCCACAUCAUCGUUUACAAACUUUAAAUUCUAUGUCAUGUAUACAUGCCUCCAGUUUAGUCUACUAAAACUGUGCCUUAAGCUUUCUUGUGUUAUAUUGAUUUUAAAAAAAAACUUUUUUUUAAACACAAGUUACAAAUAGGAGGUUGUAUACAUCCUUGUCUCUAAAUACAUUUGUAUUAUAUUUUUUAUUGGGAACGUGAGCCCUUUAAUUACUGUUGUUUUUCAGAUGUCAUUCUAGGUCGUCACCCUCCUCAGAGGUCCUUACUUUAUGAUGAACUGCAAUAUUGUUUUCUGUUCCCUCUUAUUCUAGUAUAUCAAAUAACUUUUAAUGACAGCUUACCAAAUUACUUUUUAUUGAGACUGCCUCAAAAAUGAUGCUGCUCCUUAUACUGUAGUGAUAUAUAAAUUUAAAUCUGAAAUGUAUCUCUUUUUGCAAACUAAAAUAUUGCGCUGCAUAAGUUCUGGGUUAAAAUGCACUGAAAACAUUCCUUGUUUAGUGGCUGUGUCUAACAGGCAGUGUUGCACAGAAUGGGGUCCGCUGUUGGACCCUAGAGUCAUUUGUACAGAAGAACCGUAUGUUGAUGCUGCUUCCUUACCACUGUAGCUGACGGGUGGAUGUACCCGAGUUUUGAUCGCGGAGAGCUUCCAUUUGCCAAUGUGAGCAAAUCCACAUUAGCCAGUAUUCCGAAUACCAAGCAAGCGUCGUAGGUUUGGGGGUAAAAGGACUGUAAAUUUUUGCACUUCCUUCAUUUGAGAAAUUCAUAUGAAGGUAGCAGUUGUGUAUUAAAUGACAUAGUCCGCCGUUAAUACACAUCCCUAAUUUGCAGUAUUGCGGUUCAGUCGCGCAUAACAGUGCGGAACUGCCUUCUGCUGGCGAUAAGCGUUGAAGCAAGAGGGCGGAAAUGUUUUGUCGCAACUUCUUUCAACCCGCAUUGCCACCAGACUGCCGCUGGCAUUUCACAGGCCAUCCACAAACAGGAAGCGCUCUGGUUUUCUUGCCAUGCUCUUACAGAUAUGCGCCGUCACCAGUUACUAGAAAUUCCAUUGUUCGAAAUCCUUUGAAUGCCAUGGGUUGACGGAAAGAUAAAUGGGGUCACGCUCCUUGUUCGUGCAAUGUUUUGACUCGGUUCUGUGCGAUUUACUGUGUGUCAGCAGGCUGCCUGUGCUGACGAAAGCCAAGGGCAUUGUUUUUAACUUGGUGGUGAAAAUAACAGCUUGAUUUACGGCACAUAUUUAGACAAUUUAUUUAAAAGGCUUUAUUAUAUCUCUGAAUUAAUAUGUGGGGGGGGGGAAUCAAGUGUUUGCUCAGUUUACUUAAUGCCCAUGAUGCAGGACACAUGUUGCAUAAUUUGUUUGGUCUAUUUAACUGCUUUGUAUACAGAUACAAUCAUAUAUAACUAUGUUCUUAAUAAACUCCACUGUGGAUCAACUGCUUCUCCAAGGAUUCAGUGGAACUUUGCUGGAUAGUACUGUUUAUCAAGCGGCGUUUUGUCUGUACUGCUUCAAGCCAUUAAGUGAUUUUCCUUUCUCUUUUUUUUUUUUUUUUUUUUUUGUAUUGUAGGUUCUUCAUUCUUUGCACAAGUCCUGCAUUCCUAGAGAAAUAAAACAUUCA